CUCGUUAACCGCUUAUCCCCUCUUUUUUUUUUUUUUUUUUCUGUCUCUCCUUUCCGCCCCAACCGGGCUGCUUAAUUUCGCCCUGUCAUGGUCCUCAACACCCUCACUGUCGGCGCUGCCGUCACGCCCACCAUCAUCGAGACGUAUGUCUCGCAUUAUCUCAACCGGAAGCCGCAUCGCGAAAAACCCACGGCCCACAUCAGCUACGACGAAGGCCUCCAACUCGUCCGCAAGUUCCUGCACGUCGCCGCCAACCACACCGUCGAUGAAAUCCAGGCUUUCACCCAGCAAUGGGUUCCCGUGCCCCAUUGGGUCAAGACCGACGCCAUCACUAUCCCCCGUCACAAGCUCAACCAGGCCGCGGACCUCUUGCAACAUCAACUCGGCCCCGAUGGAAUUGAACGUGUAGGCGGCAAGACCUGGUGGCAAUGGCGUCGCGACAAUGCCGACCUCAAGGCCGAAUGGAUCGAAAUGCGCAAUGAUUACCAAGAACGCGUCGCUGUUGGUGAUGACGCGCCGCAGCGCAUCAUGCUGUACGUUCAUGGCGGAGCCUACUACUUUGGCAGUGUCGACGAGCAUCGCUACCAGAUGCAGAGACACGCGCGCAAGCUCAAGGCUCGCAUCCUAGCUCCCCGCUACCGAUUGGCGCCCCAAUUUCCCUUCCCCUGUGGCCUCCAGGACUCUCUCGCUACCUACCUGUACCUGCUCGAGGAGGGCCAUGACCCGGCUACCAUCUUGGUCGCGGGUGACUCGGCUGGCGGAGGAAUGAUUCUUUCCAUGCUUGUCACGCUCCGUGACCAGGGCAUUGCUCUGCCGGCGGGUGGCAUUUUGCUGAGUCCCUGGGUCGACUUAACCCACUCUUUCCCAAGCGUUGGCGGAAACGACGAACAAGAUUAUAUUCCAUCAUUCGGAUUCAUGCACAAGCCAUCGGUGUCGUGGCCUCCGCCGAACGCCGACGACAUGGCUGCUAUCGAAAAGGGUUCCAUGGAUCUCACUGCGAAGCUCGGAAAAGGCAAGUCGGGCAAGGGUGUGUCGGAGGAAGCGAAAAAGGAGCGUGCUCGAGGAUACUCCAUUGAGCAACCCGGCACCGAACAACCUUCCGUCAACCAGCCUCCGCCGGAAUUCGCCAACACCGCGUUCCACAGAUACGUUGCCGCCCCGCCGCCGAACCUUUCCAUCACGAUCGAUGGCCAGCUCAUCACCAUCAAGGACCAGAUCCAGCUUUACGCUGCGAACCAUCUGCUCACGCACCCGCUGGUUUCUCCAGCUCUUCAGCCUACGCUUGGUGGGCUUCCUCCGCUGCUCAUCCAGGUUGGCGGUGGUGAGCUUCUCCGCGAUGAGCAGAUCUACCUUGCGCACAAGGCUGCUCACCCGUCGGAUUAUCUGCCUGAUCUCUCCCAUUGUUCUCCCGAUCAGGUCGAGCACGUCAUGGCUGAAAUCAGGCGCUAUGGCCCGACAGACGUCAAGCUCGAGGUUUGGGACGACAUGUGCCACGUUGGACCUACUCUGAGUUUCACAAGGCCCGCAAAGUUCAUGUACCGCUCCAUUGCGCAAUUCGGUGCCUGGGCUCUGGCAAGGGCUCAGCAAAUUUCCAUCGACAUCGAAGACACCGAGUCCAUUUCCAACAGCAGCUCCUCCGGAGAUGACGCCGGACGGUCGCGGUCUAACGCCAAGCCAUCGGAUAACACUGACGGCGUCGACGGCGCCACCCCCAUGUCUGGCGUCACUGACGAGGAAGAGGUCGUCGGUCGUGCCGGCGAUCCCAUCCCCGAGUUCCACGACCACAUGGUCCGCCAGCGUAUCAACCGACACGGCAAGAUCCGCGCCAUGGAGCCCAUCUCCCAGAUCGAGGCUUUGCAGAUGCCCUCCGAGAGCAUUGGCGCGAUCAAAGAAAUCCCCGUACGUAAAUGGAUGGCGUCGCAGCAGAAAUGGGCCACAAAGUUCGCCAAGGAAAAGCGCAACCUGCAGAAAAAACGCAUCGAGGAGCUCGCCGCGGGAGGCUACGAGGAGUUUGAAGGGGAGACGCCGCCGCCAACGGCCCUGGCCGGGCGUAGGCUCAAGGACAUGCCGAAGUUGAAGAAGGUCAAGAAGAGCUGGGGCAUGUCCAUGUGGAGCGGCUGGGGCAGCAAGCACGACCAAACACGGGUACAGCUCGAGCGCCGCGCCGAAGCCAGCUCCAGCCGCGGCUCCGACCGCGCCGUCACGAGCGAUGGCCGGGCGCCGCGGCGUUCGCAGUCGGUCAGUGCGGCCGCUAGGGGCCGUGACAGGCGCAACACGGUUGAGAGCCGCCGCCGCUCGCACUCGAUGCGGCGCACCGUCACGGACGAGGGCCAAAGCCAAACGACGACGGGCAUGUCGGAGGACUCGCCGGACACAGGCUCGGACUUCGCGCCCGGCCACGUCACCGCGUCGGCCAUAGGACCGGCAGCCGCGGCCGCAGCGGCAGGGUCAGGCAACGCGGAUCCAGUCGCCGCACAGCAGGCCGCGAACGAGAACCGGCACGGGCCGGCGAUCGUGAUAGACAGCGCGCACGCGGCGGAGGGAGCGCCCCCUACGAUCGUCCCCGCCAGCGACACGGGCAGCACACGCCCGACGCGGGAGGGCAUCGCGUACCCCUUCAAGCUGAACACGGGGCACCACCGGCCGAACCCGAGCACGACGACGCUGAUGAGCUUCGCGAGCCAGCGCACGGAUGGCAGCGGUAGCGGGACGGACGCGGAGAGCCGGGGGAGCGAGGAGGAUGGGCGCGCCGAGAGGGUGCUCACGGAGGCGAGCAGUGAGGCCGAGAGAAGGGCGGAGGAGGAGGCGGAGUUGCCUGAACGGCCGGCGCCUGAAAGGUUUGUUACUGCGAAUGAGUUUUAGGGGAUGGGGUUGAGGAGAGAGGGAGAGUGUUACUUCUUCUGUUUUGAUAUCCAUUUGUGAAGGGUUAGUUGGUUGGGAGGUUGGUUAGGAGGUUGUAUGUGUAUAGAAGAGGAGGCUUCUUCGCUUUCGGACUGGACUGGACUGGACCUGCUAGAUACUUUUCUCUUUUCUCUGGUGUGGAGCGGAGGCGAUCGAUGUAUAGAUCUCCUGCCUUUUCUUCUUUUCUUUUCUUUUUUUUUUUUUUUCUUCUUUUCUUCUUGUUCAUUCUUUU
Messenger RNA from Aplosporella prunicola CBS 121167, 3133 nucleotides. RefSeq lists its product as uncharacterized. Gene Ontology annotation, molecular function: hydrolase activity. The record is from RefSeq and is a predicted model, not a curated record. The coding region runs from base 88 to 2862 and encodes 924 amino acids. NCBI's taxonomy places the organism in Eukaryota, Fungi, Ascomycota, Dothideomycetes, Botryosphaeriales, Aplosporellaceae. The transcript is spliced from 3 exons.